GUACCUCAGCAUUUACCUUGCCCCUAGCACUUCUACCUAUCGAUACCCAGCAUUGGCCCAAGUCAAAACGGAGCGUCUCUGGCAUUCCGUACAGAUAUCGGAGCUGUCCCUACCAUUUCCUGUGCCAUGGUAUAAAUGGGCAAGCUGCCGCCGAGGCAAACAAACCAGCAAUCACCAUGGACGCGCCACCAGUCAAUCUCUCGGAGCUCCUCCGCCAUCCGGAUGACCUCGACAAGAUCACGGCGCUGAAGCAGGAAUUCACGCGCAAGAAGGCUGCUGUGGACUUACAGCUACGGGCUGGCCUGCAUGACCAGCUGGAGAUGACACAGUCAGGCAUGACUGGCCUGACAGACGGCCAGAAGACGGUCCAGCAGAUCAAGGAGGAGAUGAUCAAGAUCGACAAACUGUGCUCCGAGUCGCAGAACAUGAUCAAGGACUUUACAACGAUAAAUCUGGUAUCGCAGGCUCAUCGGAACUUCGGGGCUGUCGAGACCAUGCGCAAGAAUCUCGAGACCUUCAAUGACCGACUGAACGUGGUCGAGGACAUGCUGCGGCAGGAUGAUGCCGAUGCGGAGAACAUGCCCAACCUGCUGCCAAUCCACUACGAGCUCACCCAGCUACGGAAUAUUCGAGACGAUGCGAUGGAACAAAUACAGCGAGGGGAUGAUUUGAGUCUGCAGUCGACCUUGGAAGAUUACUUCGAGAGGCUGGAUGGGGCAAUCGACUGGUUCGACGAACACGUGGGCUUGAUAGCAAUGAGCCUGGUCAACCUAGUGACAUCCGAUAAUAAUUCCCUGGUGGUGCGGUUCGCAUUGGUCAUUGAGUCUGAGGAGAAGAGUGACCAGCGGGUGCUUGCCCUGCAAGAGGCAUUGAAGGACCAUAAGGAAAUCGCAACAAGAUUUCAGAGCAUUACGGACGGAGCCAAGGCAGUACGAGGCUAUAAAGAGAAGUUCCUGCAGGCUAUCAAGGCAUUUGCAGAUGCGCAGUUCACAGCCACUCGGGAAGAGUUCCUGGCAGAUCCGUCAAGGCUUGAGAAGCUCUUGAAGUGGUACUUCAAUGAUCUCAAUGCCGUUAGGGUCGGCAUGGUCCCACUGAUGCCCAAGAAGUGGAAGAUCUAUAAAACUUACACCAACACCUAUCACGGCCUUAUGCAUGAUUUCCUCGUGGGCCUCAUCGAUGACCCCGACAGCAGCUCCUCACACACCCUGGAGAUCAUCGGGUGGCCAGAGAAAUACUACAGGAAGAUGAACAAGCUGGGCUUCAAGCAGGAUGAGCUCACCCCACACGUCAUCGACAACCGGGAGACUGAACUUGUCAGAGACUUCCGCGCCCUCAUAAUCAAGUUCCUCGACGAGUGGAUCGACCGGAUAUUUAAGCAGGAACAGAAAGACUUUGCCGAUCGGAACGCCGAGGGCUCAAACUUGGACCAGGACGAGUACGGUUACUUCCGGACUAAGAACCUCGUGGAUAUGUGGAGGAUGCUCCGGGAACAGAUCGAUGCGGCUGCAAACUCCCAGAGGGCCGAUGUCGUGGAGGGUGUCAUCGAUGCCAUGUUCCUGAGGCUCAGAUCGCGGCAGCAGUCAUGGCAGAAGAUGCUGGAGGAAGAGGCGUCGAGAUACGAGGCCGCCAAUGCCGCCGAGCUUGAGGGUUUCCAGUCGUUGCAGGACUGGCUUGUCGCCACGGCAAACGAUCAGAUCGCCUGUAUCGACGAUAACGAGGAGGAAAACCGCUUCGCGUACCUCUCGGACUUCAAGCAGAAGUUCGAGCCCAUUGUAUCGCAGCAGUACAUGGAGCGUGCGGAGACAGAGGUCACGGCGUUGCGUGACGGCUACGUGGAUUUCAGUACUUGGUGUAUGGCUAAGUUUGCACGGCUCGUAUUUGUCGUCGACUUCAAGGCCGUGAUGCCCGAGUUCUUCACUGCCAAAUGGUACACCAACACCUCUAUGAGCAGGAUGAUUGCGACUUUCGAGGAGUACGUGGCCGACUACCGGCAGGUGCUGCACCAUUCGCUGGUGGACAUCUUCAUCGAGAUCUUCGCCGAGGAACUGCUGGUCCGCUAUCUCUCGUCGGUCCGGAACAAGGGAGCCAAGUUCCGGCGGACGGACCAGUACCAGGACAAGAUAUUUGACGACCUGUCCACCGCGUUCGACUUCUUCAGCAACGUGCCGAAUCCAGACGUGGGGAACUCGAUCAAGGAAACCUGGAGAGUGUCCGAGCCGUUCUUACAGCUCCUCUCGGCCGACAAAGAAGCCGUGCCGGACGCCUUCGAGUCGUUCAAGAGUGCCUACUGGGACCUGCAGAUCAGCUGGGUUGAGGCUGUCCUAAGAUCGAGGGAUGACUUUGAGCGGAGCAUGCUGAACGCCGUAAAGGCUCGUGCCGCGCAGAUGAACGUGGUGAGGGGUCCGGAGACGAUCAUGAGCAAGGUUAAAUAAAUGCGCGUCUUUGUGAGGUAGAUAGCCAUGGAGUUUUAGGAGUUAUGCGAGGGAGCUCGUUCCUCGGGGUUUGAAAGGGGCUAGUUUUCCCUAUCCUUCUAGGCAGUUAACACGCUCUCGGCUACAUUGCAUGAAAUGUGACAGUUUUUGGUCGAGGAAAGAGACGUAGUUGGAUUAUCUUGGCUAAAAAUAUCUUGCCAAACCUAGUCCCUCGACGAGCAUCGGGGGCUUCUUCGGCUUGGUCUCUGAUUUGGCUGAGAGAAGGCCUCUGGAAAUUCCCCGAGAGAAUCUAGGGGUCAGGACGCACGGGCCCCAAAAGUACCUGAAAACACCAAUUCCGCUAGUCCGCUUCUAGCUUAGCGUCUCGUUUAGCAUUAGGGCUCAAUUCUUUCGAAAAGUCCACCAGGAUCUUCAGCC
Molecule: messenger RNA, 2849 nt
Organism: Phialemonium atrogriseum
Lineage: Eukaryota; Fungi; Ascomycota; Sordariomycetes; Cephalothecales; Cephalothecaceae
Product: putative exocyst complex component sec6 protein
Exons: 1
Coding region: 177-2432 (751 amino acids)
Biological process (GO): exocytosis; exocyst localization
Cellular component (GO): exocyst
Molecular function (GO): SNARE binding
Source: RefSeq, a predicted model, not a curated record